Funneliformis geosporum is the source of this 1278-nucleotide messenger RNA. The record is from the annotation of a GenBank genome assembly. NCBI's taxonomy places the organism in Eukaryota, Fungi, Glomeromycota, Glomeromycetes, Glomerales, Glomeraceae.
AUGACUGAAACUGCAAAUCAGUUACUAAGUCGCGCCGUCCCUGUUUGCACAUGGCAGACUCCAGGCUCAACUGCUUCAACUCAUCCAGCUAAUCCCCUCUUUCCAGAAGUCGCGAGAGAAUGGCGUUUCUUCUCCCGAAGUGUUAAUUCGUACCGUAAUAUUCCGGGAGGACAAUUUCAAGUAUUUCCAACUGAUGCACAAGACCUAUGUGUAGAAAGAGAUUCAACACUUCGUUUUUUUACUAAUAUUUUAUGGCCUAUUAAAACACUGCUAGGAGGAGCAGAAUUUCAUACGAGACGUACUGAAGUAUUGGGUGCCCCCGAUUACAUUUUAUGCACUAAUAACCCUACAACGGCCAAGAUGCCUGUGGAGGUGCAAACUCGUCACAAUUUGAGGUUAGGUGAUCAUAACCUCUGGGAAGUUUAUCGAUAUGCCGACCGGAAUCAAAUAGAGGAUGAAAAUUUUCAAUUUAAAAAAAGAAUUUUAUCUCAGGUGUUUGGCCAAAUGGCUUGCAAUGGCCUUCACUUCGGCAUUUUGACAAACUAUUCUGAUACAUACUUUCUCAAACGACUGGAAAAUGAACCAACCAACCUAUAUGUUUCUCGUGUUGUUCAUCCUGAUAGUACCAAUCCGACUUUACGCGAGUGCGUUUACUACAUCUGCCAGCAAGCUAUUAAUGACAAUGUUGGAAAUAGAUUGGAUCCUGUAUCGGAUGACGAUAAGAGGAAGAGUUCUUCGGAUCUCGGUAGCAGGAAGAGAGUGAUCGCAUCAUCUUCCAAAAGAAUCACUAGAAUAGGUGAAUACAUAGGUGGCGGAACCUUUGGGAAAGUUUUUUCAGGUUAUUAUGAUGGUCAACUCGUGGCAUGGAAGACUUGUGAUGCGUAUAAAGAGCAAGAAGCGACAAAAAUGCUAAAACAUGAGGCUCAUGUUUAUUCUAUUUUGAAAGAAUGUCAAGGUCGUGCUAUUCCACAUUUGUUCCAUCAAGGUUAUAUUUAUGACGGAUAUCUUUUUGCGUUAGUAUUACAAUUAAUUGAGGACGCCCAUCACGUUGAUCCGGAAAGACUCACUAAAGAGGAUAAAACAUCAAUAGUAAACCAGCUCAAGUCAAUACAUAAUUGUGGCGUCCUACACAAUGAUAUCUCCAAGCAAAAUGUUUUAUAUGAACCAAAGAGUCGCCAUUAUUUUUUCAUUGAUUUUGGCUUGAGUGAGAUCGUGGACAACGAGUCGGCAAAAUUACGCAAGGAAGAAAGAAGAUUGAAAAGAUUUUUACAACUUUAA